Molecule: messenger RNA, 2036 nt
Organism: Lactuca sativa (garden lettuce)
Lineage: Eukaryota; Viridiplantae; Streptophyta; Magnoliopsida; Asterales; Asteraceae
Product: protein NRT1/ PTR FAMILY 5.5
Biological process (GO): transmembrane transport
Cellular component (GO): membrane
Molecular function (GO): transmembrane transporter activity
Source: RefSeq, a predicted model, not a curated record
ACCGUUGUAACUCAUUCCCCCUUAAGCCAGGUUCCCGUUUCUCUGUACCUUUUCAUUUAGCGACUAAACUUUCAGAGUUACUCAUCGUGUUGUUAAUUUGUAAGAUAAUUUUUACGGCUUGAACAUCUUUGUACACGAGAAACUGUGACAUCCAAGUCAACGUAAGAAUGGGUUCAUUUGUUAGGAUAUCAGCAUUGCUAGUGGCAGAUCUGUUAGCUGAUUUUGCAAUGUAUGUGAUGGUGAACUACUUGACAAAUGUCUGGAAUCUUAAUAGUACACAUGCUGCUGGUAUUAUAAAUAUUUGGAACGGAAUCACACCAGCUUUAACGAUUGUGUUUGCAUUUGUUGUUGACACCUUCAUGGGUGACUACUAUAUGCUUCUGCUGUCUAGCACUGCGUACACUAUAGGAUUAGGAUUCUUAUUCAUGUCAACCCCUCCUGUCCUUGGCCCAUGUAGCGACUACAAGGAGGAAUGUGUUGGGUACACACAAAAAGUCUUGUUGUUUACAGCUUUACCAUUGAUAGCAGUCGGAAUGGCUGGUCAUGUAGUCUCGCUAAAGUCAUUUUUAGAUCUACAAACAAAAAGUGAAAAUGAAGAUGAAGCUAAAGAUGGAGAUAAAAGUAUUUGGCAAAUAGCAGGUGUGGUUAUAGUGGUGGUGGCAUCAAUUGUUGGAGGUAUUGCACUUCCAUAUAUAAAGCCAUGGUCAAUCCGUUUUGGGAUUCCGGCUAUAUCUUCGUUGGUUGCAACCCUUCUGUUCUUGAGUGGAUCUCGAGUGUACAAACCUUGUAACCCAGCAGAGGGGAGCCCGUUAACAAGUACCUUGAGAGUUUUUGUAGCUGCUGCUCGUAACUUUUCUCAACCAUUUCCCGAUCAUAAACAGCUCUAUAAUGGUCAAGAUGCUCAUUCCACCAGCAGCCUCAGGUGCUUAGACAAGGCAGCUAUUCAGUUACCAGAACAGCAUCAGUCUGAAAAGUGGAGGUUCUGCAGUGUUCGCGAAGUAGAAGAUACCAAAAUCGGUAUUCGUAUGGCACCGAUGUGGCUAACCUUCAUAGUGAUUGGGAUUGUGCUUUCUACUGGAAACACUUACUUUCUUGAGCAAGCCAAUCGGAUGGACAGUAAACUUGGACGAAUAAAUGUCUCAAUUCCAAUCUUUCUUAUGUUCUAUACACUCUCCAGUGGCAUAUCUGCAUCCUUUUAUUCCUUAUUGACCAAGUGUAUGCCAAACAAAAAGUAUGCCCCCCCAGUCGGGAUCGUCACAGCUAUGGUUAUCUCAGUAUCCUGUUGCAUCACUGCUGCAAAAGUGGAAACUCGAAGGCUUGAUGUGAUUAAGGAUCACGGGUUGCUAGACAAGCCUAACCAGAGGAUCCCAAUGAGUAUAUUUUGGCUGCUUCCACAGUUUGUACUCCUUGCAGCCGUUGAUGGGAUUGCUAAUACGAGUAUCACAAGCUUCUUCAAGCACCAAGCGCCCAAAUCAAUGAAUAAAUAUUUCAUGUAUUUCACAAAGGGUGUGCUUGGAUUAGGAACCAUGGCUAGUGUUUUGUGUGUCGGUAUUGUGGGGAAGGUGAGUGAGGGAUACCAAAAGCGGAACUGGUUUCAGGCUACAUUGAAUGAGAGCCGUUUGGAUCGGUAUUAUUGGACAUUGGCUGCACUAAGCUCAGUUAAUACUGUUAUCUAUAUCAUUGUUGCCUCCUUCUACAAGUAUAAGGAAUCACCGGAUGAUGGUGAUGAUGAAGCAGAAGGGGGAGAAAUGAAAGAGGAAUUCCAAGAUGACGUGAAAUGUUGCUGUUGAAAUGGUUAUUGUGGGUGUCAAUUCUUAUGGUGUAAUUAAGAGAAAAUGCCUUUGGGAAACUUUCCAUAUAUAUGCAGUUUUUUGUUUUAGAUUAAGAUAGUAUUUUAUUUAGUAUAAAUAAGGGUGAAGGUUUGUUUUAAUCAUUAAGUUUUUCCAGCAAUUAGGCAUUGACUCAUUGUGGAACAUGUAAUCAAAGUUUCUUUGUGUUCUUAUUUUUUUUCCCUGCCUCUUCGUGUUUUUCCUUCC